AUGGUGGAGAAGGCGCCCGAAGAGAAUGUAGAUAUCGCGUUCAAGGCGAUCGGUGGAGGCGUAUCACUCCUGUCGCCUGGCGCGAAGGCUAGUUCUGAUUAUCAUCCAGCGCGGGUGCUUUCAGUGUCCAAUCGGUUCGGCCUGACGUUCUUCGCCACGCCAGCAGGUUUUGGAGUCGUGACGGCAGACGUUUUGGAGCUCUCGAGCGGACCCAAGCCUGCUUCUGCGAGUGAGAAAUGCUUAGCGAGCGUGGAACUGGAGAAAGUCUCGAUUGUGGAGCUUUCAAAGGACGAGCUCACGCUUGCUGUGUGUGCCGGCUUCGCUGUUCGAUUCUACCGAGUCCCUUCUCUGGCACUCAAGACCGACACUAGACGGUUCGAGAUCCGCGACAUCGGCGACGAUGCUUUGAUCAAGGAUUUUCAGUGGUGUAGUUUAGACCAAGACAAAAACAAAGGAAAGCUUCUCGUCGGAAAAAUCGGAGAAGAGCCUACAUUUAUGAAGGAAAAUGUUUCUGCUGCUUGUUGGAGUCAGUUUGGCAAGCAGAUCAUGUAUGCAACAAGCAUGAAGCUAACGAUUGCGUCGUCUGAUUUUGCCAAGAGUUUUAUCAUAAAUCCACGAGUAGAAUUUCCUGGGUGCGAGGAAGGACUGGAAACUCAUGUUGAUGCUUUACGCUGGAUUUCGCCACAAAGCAUUGUAAUUAGCUAUGUCCAGUCGGAGGACGAUGAAGAAAUUACCUGUCCGCUGCUUGUGCUUUCAGCGUCUGGUAGGCAACAACUAGAUGAGGCAAGCACGGAGUGUUCUGCUUUAGCGGUUACUCGAAGAUUUCCUGCGAUUGAAGCUAGUAUUAUUCCACCCAUGAACAGUCCGUAUAUGCUUGUAUAGAACCUAGAACCAUGGAAAAUCGUGUUGACAACUUGUAGAAGGUCCAUCGACGCACAUGUUGGCCUUCUAGGCUGGCGGUCCGAAGGUGUUUGCUUUGUCAGA
Molecule: messenger RNA, 984 nt
Organism: Selaginella moellendorffii
Lineage: Eukaryota; Viridiplantae; Streptophyta; Lycopodiopsida; Selaginellales; Selaginellaceae
Exons: 7
Coding region: 1-882 (293 amino acids)
Biological process (GO): RNA export from nucleus
Molecular function (GO): protein binding; structural constituent of nuclear pore
Source: RefSeq, a predicted model, not a curated record